CCGCCGUCACCGCGGAGCCGCCGCCGCCUCCCCGGCCCGGGCCUCAGCCCAGCCGGCUCGGCCAUGGCAGCCGCCGCCGCCACCGCCGCGGCGAAUCUCGCCCCUGCGCUCCCCGCCCGUCGCUGAGCAGCCGUUAACCAGCCCGCCCGCCCUCCCGCCGGGGCCGCCGCGGCCCAGGCGCCGCACAAGUUUCCGCCCCGGAGAAGCGGGAGGCGAAGGCGGGGCGGACGGACGUGGGGUGUCGGGCGCCCCGGCCCACCGGGCCCUCCUGCCCGCGAUGUGGGGGCGCUUCCUGGCCCCGGAGGCCGGCGGCCGGGACAGCCCCGGCGGAGCCCGAAGCUUCCCGGCGGGCCCAGAUUAUUCUUCAUCAGCAUGGUCACCUGGUAAUGAAUCAUUGUGGCAGACCACAGCUGUUCCACCUAACCAUCGAAAUAACCAUAUCAGGAGACAUAGUAUAGCUUCUGACAGUGGUGACACCGGCAUUGGAACUUCCUGUUCUGACAGUGUGGAAGAUCAUUCAACUUCAAGUGGCACGUUAUCUUUUAAGCCUAGUCGAUCAUUGGUUACUCUUCCUACUGCCCAUGUCAUGCCGUCCAACUCCAGUGCUUCAGUUUCCAAACACAGGGAACCGUUGACAUCAGAUGGCUCAAAAUGGAGCACAAGCCUCAUGCAAACGUUGGGAAACCACCAUAGAGGAGAGCAGGACUCUUCACUAGACAUGAAAGACUUCCAGCCCCUCCGGAAAUGGUCAUCUUUAUCCAAACUCCCUGCCCCAGAUGGCUGCAGCCAGAGUGGCGUUGUCAACACUGGAGAGUCAAGGAGUGGUUUGGAAAAGGCAGGGAGAGGCAAGGCUUUAGCAUCACAACUAAGGACAGUUGGGCCCAGCUGUUUACAUGAUAGUAUGGAGAUGCUUAAGCUAGAGGACAAGGAAAUAAAUAAAAAACGAUCAUCAACUCUGGACUGCAAAUAUAAAUUUGAGAGCUGUAGCAAAGAAGACUUUAGAGCUUCUUCCUCCACUCUUCGGAGACAGACCUUAGACAUGACAUAUAGUGCCUUACCUGAGAGCAAACCUAUUAUGACGAGCUCAGAGACUUUUGAACCUCCGAAAUACUUAAUGCUUGCUCAGCAGGCAGUAGGUGGAGUUCCCAUUCAGCCUUCUGUGAGGACACAGAUGUGGCUUACAGAGCAGUUGAAGACAAAUCCUUUGGAAGGUAGAACUACAGAGGACGCUUACAGUUUAGCUCCUUGGCAACAGCACCAAAUUGAAGAGUUUCGACAAGAAAGUAUAUCACCAAUGCAGGUUUCAACUGGAUCAUCUCGUCAAAGUUACUCACCUUCUAGCUAUCAGGAUUUCAGUAAAUGGGAAUCAGUGCUGAAAAUAAAAGAAGGACUACUGAGGCAGAAAGAAAUUGUAAUUGAUCGGCAGAAACAACAAAUUACCCACCUACAUGAGAGGAUAAGGGAUAAUGAAUUACGGGCACAACAUGCCAUGUUAGGACAUUAUGUGAAUUGUGAGGAUUCCUAUGUGGCUAGUUUGCAGCCACAAUAUGAGAACACUUCACUACAGACUUCAUUUUCAGAUCAGUCAGUGUCCCCUUCCCAGCAAGAAGAACUUGAGCAAAAGCUUGCAUCUACUGAGAAAGAGGUUUUACAGCUCAACCAGUUUCUCAAACAAAGAAUAAGCCAAUUUAAUGAAGAGAAGAAGAAACUGGAGGAAAAGCUUAAAACCAGAGAUAGAUACAUCAGUAGCCUGAAAAAAAGAUGCCAGAAGGAAUCCGAACAAAACAAAGAAAAGCAGAGAAGAAUUGAGACCUUGGAAAAGUAUCUGGCUGAUCUUCCAACUCUAGAUGAUGUACAGAGUCAGAGUCUACAGCUGCAGGUUCUUGAAGAAAAAAAUAAGAAUUUGCAAGAGACUUUGAUAGAUGUGGAAAAAAAGCUUGAAGAGAUGAAAAAACAAUGCCAAGAGAAAGAUGCACAGUUAAUAUGCCAGAAAAAGAAAGAGAAGGAGUUGGUAACUACAGUUCAGAGUUUGCAGCAAAAAGUGGAAAGAUGCCUUGAAGAUGGAAUCCGCCUUCCCAUGUUAGAUGCAAAACAGCUUCAGAAUGAAAAUGAUCACCUGAGAGAACAAAAUGAGAAUGCUAGUAAGAUAAUAGACAGCCAACAAGAUGAGAUUGACAGAAUGAUUUUAGAAAUUCAGUCUAUGCAAGGGAAACUUUCUAAAGAAAAAUUGACCUCUCAAAAGAUGAUGGAAGAACUGGAAAAGAAAGAAAGAAACCUACAGAGAUUAACAAAAACAUUGCUUGAAAACCAAAGACAAGCAGAAGAGACAUGCUCUUUAUUGGAUCAGGGCCAGGAAGCCGACCAAUCCAGGCAACAGACAGUUCUUUCCAAACGGCCACUGUUUGAUUUGAGUGUGAUUGAUAAGCUGUUCAAGGAGAUGUCCUAUUGUUUGUUUGACUUGAAGGCGUUGUGCAGUAUUCUUAAUCAGCGUGCUCAGGGCAAGGAGCCUAAUCUGUCAUUAUUACUGGGAAUCAGAUCAAUGAACUGUUCAGCUGAAGAGACUGAGAAUGACCACAGCCCAGAAACACUCACUAAAAAACUAUCGGAUGUAUGCCAGUUACGGAGGGACAUUGAUGAAUUAAGGACUACCAUAUCCGACCGCUAUGCUCAGGACAUGGGAGACAGCUGCGUUACCCAAUGAUCGAGUGUUGAUCCCACAGCAAUAAUGACCCCUUGCUAAUGCUGCUGUGUAACGGUUCUUCAUAUUUCUUUUUAGGAGCCAUAAUGUCGAGUUGUCAGUGGCAUAUGACUUGCACAUAGGAUUUUUUUUCCUGUGGGUUUGUUUUGUUAGGGGGGAAAAGGAAUAUGAGGAGAUUUCAAAGGGGCUUGUCUAAUUAGGCCAGAAAAUUGAAUUACCAUUUGAAAAAUGUGGUAGAGUGUAUAAGAAAAAAAAAUCUGUAUUCUCAAACUACUGAUUGUAGGACCAAGCUGUGAAGAAUGCCUUUCAGAUAAAGGGAUAGGAUUUCUUUUUAUCCUGUAGUUUUGUGUGUGUGUGUGUGUGUGUGUGUGCAUGUGUGUUUAUUCACAAAAUUAUAAGGAUUUCUGGAGUCAAAGCACAGCUUCUGAGAAAGGCACACACUGUUUAUUUUUGUAUUUCUUUUCUUUCGUGUAGAAGCUUGUGUUGUACUUGGGGUUUUCAAGUGCUGGCUGAAGAAGAGUUCCAACAGCAGGCAAGUGUUGUAAUAAAAAUGCAGCAGGCAAAACCAUUUGUGUUUUGAACAGCCACUGUGCUGAGAUGGUGAGGUUGUGGGGUUGGGUUGAUUUUAGUACUGUCGAUAGGUCAGCUGUUUUUCCAGAGUGAUUGUGGAUUACUUUAGAGGUGUGAAAUUCUGAUGUAAUGAUCUCUUUCAUUAGCAUUGUAAUUUAUAUACCAUAAGGCUGGUUAACGUAAUUUGAACUAAUUUUAACAUGUCUCUUACUAUUUACAACUUUUUACUUAUGUUAUAUAUAUCAAUGUAAACAAAGCCAUAUGUAAUUAAUGCAAACCUGCUAAGGCCUCCAAUCAUUAUUGUAAAAGAAAGAUUAACAAAGUGACUCUGGAACAAUAGUUUAUCCAGAUCUCAAAUAUUUACAUUCUACCAGUUUUGUGUCUGUUUUAAAGUUGAAACUACUUUAAGAAAAAGCCAGCCUGUUUUCUUUAUAUCUAAAUUAUCACUAGCAUAAAACAAAGUCUAGGCCAAGUGAUAUUUCAAUUCCUUUUAUUAGGUAAAAUACACUAAAAACAGGGUUUUUCAUAGAAUAUAAACUUGGCCAGGAUAGUUCUCCUGGAGUACAGGAUAUCACUGUGAAAUACAGCUGAUUUUUAAGUAGAUAUGCAGUCAUUUAAACUUCCAAAUGAGUAUUUCCUUGUUUCAGUUGGUAUUUUGGAGGACUUUAUAUUAUAUUGCCUUAGGAGCAAUUAUUACAUUCUUUUGAAUAUACUUAGUUUUGGCAAUCAUUGUCCUUUACAGAUUGGUUUGUUUUCUUGAUGCAACCAAGUCUCAUUUUCAUUUAGGUCAAGACGAAAUAAGAGGCAGAAGGAAUAAGGGGUGUGAAUCAAGCAGGAUAAUAUUGUUUUCUGCAAGAGAAGAUCCCAUGUCUGUUUUCUUGCUAGGCUUAUAUACUGGUGCAAAGGCUGCUCUUAGAAAAGAUUUUUCUUAAAUAUUUUCAGCAGUGAAAACAUUUGGGAAAAGCCUUCAAGGAAACUACCCAGGAAGACAUUCAGUUCAGAAUUUGGCUUAUAGACAGCACUCAAUAAGUUAUUUUAUAGAUAUAUGUCAGCAGUCAGUUAUAAUGCAUUGUAAGGAUAUCAGACUUUCCUUCUGCUCGGUACCUGCGUCCUCCCUACUCUUCUUACUGCUGAGGAUCUGGGCACUAAGAAAUCAGGACAUUUUAGUGAUUCUGUAGCCCAAGGCCCCACAUAAGGAGGGACUUAGUCACUGGUAAGAAUUUGGCUUUCUGUUAUGUUCAUUUGUUUUUUAGUUAGUGGUUUGAAGACAGGGAGCAGUAAAUUUGUACCAAAAAUCUGACGCAAAGAAUUCUGCCUUGUAAAAAUUAAUAUCUGUAAAAACGACCCUUUCCAGUAAAGUGAUAAUAGCAUCUAAAUGAGAUAAGCCACGAGGGCAGCGCACAUUGUUAACAUUCUCUUUGAAUAGAAUCCCCUCCCCCAAGGCCAACCUCCGCAAUUUUUGAAGUAAAGGGACCCCAAAGUGAUAGUACUAAUGGGUAAAUAAUCACUGAUUUGGAUCAGUAGUUUCUUACUUAAAUGACUCCUAGGUUUUUAGUAUAUGUUUUGGGGUUUUAUGGCUAUUGUUGUUGUUUUAAACAAACUUUUGGUCAUUUGUUUUAAUCUACUGUAGAUACAAUUUUGUUUUCUGGCUUAGUUGGGAUAAAAUAAUAUUUGGUUUUUUUAAAUAAGUUAGUUUUCUAAAACUUACAGAUUUUGACUUAAUUCACAUAUUUUGAGGUAAAAAUUUUUAAACUUAGGAGGAAAUUAACAAACUACUGCUGACGUAUUUCAUUUUCCAAAAUGUAUACUCCUCAUAAAAGAGAGAAUUAAGAUGUGAUAGUGUAAGUAUAACCUGGAAUUACAAAAUGUAAUCUCUUAAAGUCUGGAGUUGGUAAAAGGACUUAGAUAAUAAGUAGACAGCCUUGGAGGGAUUUCUGGGGGAAAAGAAACUAUUAGUAUUCUAAUUCAUCAAUAUUGAAUUUUUAUUUUAUUUUCUAUUUGAAAAUUUCUUUAGAGAUGAAAACUCUAAUUAUGCUUUGGUGAAUUAAAUGCUUGUCUUCUAUGGAAAUGUCUCAUGCAGCAUUAACGUUGAUCAUUUGUCUUCUGGGUUUUGAAGUUAUUUGGCCUCAGUCACAUUCAUGCAGGGAUAAAGUGACAGUUAUCUCAAUGAAAGACCCAAAUGACCUGUGCAGAAAAAAUAACUGCAUCAAAGGCACAGUAGUGGUCUUUUCAUGUGAUGUCAGAAGAAAAGGAUGACUUUUGUUAAGCUCUUAGUAAAUUUUCAGUGGCCUCUACUUUUAAAAGCUUAAGUAUUGAUAGGUAAGUCAUGCCUGAAUUUUUAAAAAAUAAGUGUGGCCCCUUUUCAUAUUUGAAAUACGAUUCAGUAUUUAAUGUUAACUCUGAUACAUUUGAGUGAAAUUUAUUUUGGUCAUGACAGUUGAUUAAACUGAAUUAGACUUCUUUCAGUAGCUUGUUAGAGACAAUCUCAAGGGCUGGAAAAUGUUGCUAAAAUGGAUAUUGUACAUUUCUGACUUACUAAUGAGCUUAUAAAUUUUGUCAUAGUUUAAGACUUAUUAUUAGGAAUCUCUUAGAGGAUAUUUUUAAAGGAACUACUUUAUUGGGAAAAUGUUCUUUCAAUGUCAGUAAUAGUUCAUUGAAUAACAUAGCAGCUGAGAACUUGGACUGUGUUUUUAUAUAGCAUAGUUCAGCUCAGGCACAUCUUUAGUUUGGAUUAUUGGCAUUCUCUUAUGUAGAUUUUUAUUAUUGUAGAUAUGUAAUUAUGGUAAUAAGCAAUUCUCAUAACCAUGCUCACCCAGACUAUAUCAUUUGAAACUGCCAGUAGCUAUAGCCUUUAGAGCCAAAGUUAAUUCAUUUUGUUUUCAUUUUUGACAAUUCUUUUCACUAUUCACAAAGCAAGAAAAACUAUUUCCUAUUUGGUAUAAAGAGUAUAAUUUCCAACUUCACCCCAAAAUGCCAUGGUGGUAUAUUGCUGUAUGAUAAUAUUAUACGUUUAAUCAUGAAGGGGGAAAGAUUUUGGAUUUUUGGAUUUUUUCUUAUUUAAAAGAAGUAUUGAGUAUAUUAAGAAUGUAAUUUCAAAUCAAUAAGUCAUUAACAACACCAUUGCAGCUGCACACAGAGAACCUUUUGUGCCUUUUUGCCUGCAGUAAGCAUUCAUUUCUAUUUUACCUGAGCUAUAAGAUUGUCGAUGAUUAUUGCACCUUGUUCUUCUGUAUAUAGACCUGAUGAAGAAUUUUUUUUUUUUAAGCAAGGAGCAGUUAUUCAUUACUAGGUAGAUAGAUACCCUAGUAAACAUGAGAGGAGGUAUCAUAUGUCUUUGGAGCCCAGCCUCUUCCCCGUAUGUAGAGUGAGCAGGAAACUCCUUUGGAAUGUCGUCAUUUUUGUGUAUACGUGUGUACAUAUAUGUAUAAACAGUUAUUUAAAUACAUAAAUAUAAAAUUCAGCAUCACAUUGGUGUGAUGACAAGAAGUAGUAAGGUGCUAGGUGGUUACAUUAAAAGCACAGCAGUGUGUAUAAUCAGUCUCCAUGACUGGUGAAUUUUGUAAACUAGGUUCAGUUUUUGAACCACCCAGAAUACCUCAUGUGUAAAUACAACGGUCAUGACUUAAUUGAAAUACAGUUAUUGUAAAAAGAAUGUGAAGCCACUGGUUGGCUUAUGCCUUCUAAUCUAUCUAUCAUUCUUACCUCUUUUUUUGUAAAGGGGUUGGUUUUUUGUUUUUGUUUUUUAAUAGGGUUUACAGCUAGAAUUUUGAAUGCCAAAGUUCUAUUUAUUAAAUAAAAAAAGAGUUUUCAAUGUUAAUGGCUAAGUAUUUUUCCACUGGACUAUUGUUUGUUGAUGUUGGAAUUUGUAUUUACAGAGAAAUAAAUUUUUUAUAAAAAGA
Molecule: messenger RNA, 7167 nt
Organism: Diceros bicornis minor
Lineage: Eukaryota; Metazoa; Chordata; Mammalia; Perissodactyla; Rhinocerotidae
Gene: CEP85L
Product: centrosomal protein 85 like
Exons: 13
Coding region: 278-2701 (807 amino acids)
Cellular component (GO): centrosome
Source: RefSeq, a predicted model, not a curated record